CACAGAACACACACAGUCUCUUUAUAUACAUAACCUUCUCUAGAGAGAGGAAUUCUUGUUUGUUUGUGAGCUUCCGCAGAUCGACUUUGUUCGCUUCAUUUCCAGAGCAACAACAAUGGCUCAGGGGAAGCGGCAAGUGAUGGAAUCGAUGUUCCCGGUGAUCGAGCUGGUCGUGAUUAUCCUUGCCUGCGUCGAGCUCUGCGGCGCCGCCACCGUCGUCGACGUCUACCGCCUCAUCCAGUACGACAUCGCCGGCGUCCCAUUCGGAUCUCGCCUCGCCGCCCUCAACCACCACGCCGCCUCCACUCACUUCCCUCCCGGCUCCGAUCUCUCUCGUACAGUUCUCAUCAUUCCUUUUCGCGACCUCAAUAUCUCCUUCGUCAAAGAAUAUAUUUCUCAAAGACAGCCUCUUGGAGGCUUGCUGUUUUUGCUUCCCCAGAUAUUUAGUUAUGAGAACAAAGACGGGAUCGGGAGGAAUCAUCAAGAUCAUGAACGUGAGCAGAUAAAAAAUGUACUGGCAGAACUUGAGCAGUUACUUGUACACUCGAACAUACCUUAUCCCGUAUAUUUUGCUUUUGAAGAUAGUGAUAUUGAGGCUGUUUUGGCUGAUAUUAAGAGGAAUGAUGUCACUGGCCAACCUGCCACUGCGACCACUGGCGGAUACAAGCUUGUUGUUUCAGUGCCAGAACCUAGGAAGGUUGCAUCACCCACCAUCACAAAUAUUCAGGGAUGGUUGCCGGGAUUGAAAAGUGAUGGAGAUAAUCAACUUCCAACUAUUGCCAUAGUAGCAUCUUAUGACACAUUUGGGGCUGCUCCAGCUUUAUCUGUGGGAAGUGAUAGCAAUGGAAGUGGUGUCGUAGCGCUUCUUGAAAUUGCUAGGCUGUUCUCUCUUCUCUAUUCGAAUCCUAAAACAAGAGGGAGGUACAAUUUACUUUUCGGGUUGACUUCUGGUGGACCUUACAACUACAAUGGAACACAUAAGUGGCUACGAAGCUUUGAUCAACGUCUUCGCGAGAGUAUUGAUUAUGCUAUUUGCUUGAAUAGUGUUGGCUCAUGGGAUAAUGAAUUAUGGAUUCAUGUUUCUAAGCCUCCAGAAAAUGCCUACAUAAAGCAAAUUUUUGAAGGUUUCUCUAAUGUGGCUGAAGAAUUGGCUUUUAAAGUAGGUCUGAAGCACAAGAAAAUAAAUAUUUCAAAUCCUCGAGUAGCUUGGGAGCAUGAACAAUUUUCAAGGAUGAGAGUUACUGCUGCUACCAUCUCUGAACUCUCUGUUGCUCCUGAGUUAUUAGAAAGAACGGGGGGUUUGGUUGAUAGCAGGGUUUUUACAAAUGAAACUGCAAUUAUUAGAAGUGUCAAGUUAAUUGCCGAGAGUCUUGUGAGACAUAUUUAUGGCCACCAAGAAAAGGAAACGGUGACCUUUGCAGACAACAGUAGUCUAGCUGUAAAUCCCUUUUACAUUAGGUCGUGGUUGGAUUUUUUGUCAAGAACACCUCGAGUGGCUCCAUUCAUGUCGAAGAACGAUCCACUUGUCUUGGCUUUACAAAAGGAAUUAGAAGAACAUACUCAUGAAGUGAGCUUGCAACAUGAGGUGCUCGAUGGAAUGUUCACUUUUUAUGAUUCAUCUAAAGCUAGGCUUAACAUAUAUCAGGUUGCUAGCGUGACAUUCGACCUGCUGUUGCUUCUAGUCCUGGGAUCGUACUUGAUUGUGCUAUUCAGUUUUCUUGUCAUCACAACUAGGGGUCUUGAUGAUCUAAUCAGUAUAUUCCGAAGACCUCCUUCUCGGAAAGUGAAAACAGCUUGAUAUCAAAGUUUCUUCCAUGUAGUUCAGAUUAAAAUUGCAGAUCAUGAGUUCAUUUUUAGUUUAAGCGAUGUCUUGGUUAGUUCAUGACACGAAGGAUGAUCCGGUCUGUCUUGUUUAGAUGUUCAUUAUUAGUGUCAGGAUGAGAACUAUUGAGGUGCUAGAAAAAUUUUGUUAACGAUUCACAUUUCAACCAUGUAUCAAUCCUGGAAGUUUUCUUGCUGCCAAGGAUUAUGACUGCUUUUAAAGUGAAUUCCAUUUGCGCCUAACCAGACAAGUGAUAGAAGAUUUUAUGUUGAACAAGUGAAAAAGGCGCUGUCACCUUUCCGAUGGGUACAGAUAUUUUUGCAUUUAAUAUAUAGG
Molecule: messenger RNA, 2158 nt
Organism: Morus notabilis
Lineage: Eukaryota; Viridiplantae; Streptophyta; Magnoliopsida; Rosales; Moraceae
Product: nicalin-1
Exons: 14
Coding region: 116-1798 (560 amino acids)
Biological process (GO): regulation of signal transduction
Cellular component (GO): endoplasmic reticulum membrane
Source: RefSeq, a predicted model, not a curated record